AUGGGUUCCCCUGCUCAUCGGCUUCGCUGCUGCGCUUCCAUCUUCGCUCCUCGGGCUCUGCCGGCGGCGCUUCUGCUGCUGCUUCUUUCGCUGCUCUCGUCUCGCCUCCCCGUGAGCCGAGCCCAGAAUGCCUCCGAAGCCUGCAACGGCAUCUUCCUCUCCUACGAUCACAGCUCCCGGGCGGCGAUCCGGCCCAGGAACGUCACCCCCCAGCCCUACUCCUUCAGGGCGACGGCCACCAUCAGCAACUUCGACUCCGUCCCCCUCAAGUCCUGGGCCUUCCACGUCGGCCUCCCCAACGGCACCAUCCUCGUCUCCCUGUCCAACUCCGUCCUCACCGACGGGUCCCCCCUCCCCGCCGUCGUCGGCCCGGAUGGGGCCUCCUUAUCCGGGAACCCCGCCACCGAUCUCAAGACCGCCAUCGAGACCGCCGGCGACCUGACCCAGAUGCAGGUCAUCAUCGCCAUCGUUGGCACGCAGUUUGGCGCUGAGUACAUGCCGCGAAGCCUCUCCCUGGGGAGCAGGAAGGACUACAUCUGCCCGGCGGCGACAAGCCCCCCCGGCGCCAACACCUCGUUCACCUGCUGCGUGCGCGACCCGAACUUCAGGUCCAACGACUCGUCGCCGCUGGACACGGAGUUCCUCCCCAGGAGCGAAGGCGACAUCACCAUCUCCUACGACGUGACCCAGUCCCACUCCUCCAAUUAUCUCGCCCUCGUCACCAUCGCCAACGGGAGCCCCCUGGGGCGGCUCGACAACUGGCGGCUCACCUGGCAGUGGAUGCGUGGGGAGUUCAUCAGCACCACGAGGGGCGCCUACACUUCCACCGUCGGCUCAUCGGAGUGCGUCUUCGGCCCGCAGGGGCAGUUCUACCAGGACCUGGACUUCUCCAAGGUGGUCAACUGCGAGAGGUCGCCCACCAUCCUCGACCUGCCGCUGUCCAGGGCCAACGACACCGACGUGGGGAGGAUCCCCUUCUGCUGCCGCAACGGGACCAUCCUGCCGGCGAGCAUGGACUCCGGCAGGUCGGCAGCGUCCGCUUUCCAGCUCCAGGUCUACAAGAUGCCCCCCGACCUGAACCGGACCGAGUUCUUCCCCCCGCAGAACUGGAGGAUCACCGGCGCGCCGGGGGCGCUUAACCCGAGCUACGAGUGCAGCCCCCCGGUCCGCGUCAGCCCAGCCCAGUUCCCCGAUUCCAGCGGCCUCCAGUCCUCCACCUCCGCCAUAGCCAGUUGGCAGGUGGUCUGCAACAUCACCCGGCCCAGGGGAUCGAACCCGCGUUGCUGCGUCUCCUUCUCCGCCUUCUACAACGAGUCCGCCGUGCCCUGCAAGACCUGCGCCUGCGGGUGCCCUUCCUCCUCCUCGUCGGCUGCCUGCAGUGCCACCUCGCCGGCGCUGCUGCUUCCCUCCGAAGCGCUCCUCGUGCCCUUCGAGAACAGGACGACUAUGGCCAGGGCGUGGGCAGAGCUCAAGCACUUCAGCGUUCCCAACCCCAUCCCCUGCGGGGACUUCUGCGGGGUCAGCAUCAACUGGCACAUCUCCACGGACUACCGCAAUGGGUGGAGCGCGAGGAUGACGCUGUUCAACUGGGAGGACGCCAGCUUGCCAGACUGGUUCGCGGCCGUCCGGUUGAACGAGGCGGCGUACCCCGGCUACGAGGCGAUGUACUCCUUCAACGGCACCGCCGUGGGGAACAACACCAUCUUCAUUGAGGGGCUCCCCGGGCUGAACUAUCUGAUGGGGGAGACGGCGGGGGAGAACUCGGAGAAGGACCCCAGGGUGCCGGGGAAGCAGCAGUCGGUGAUCUCCUUCACGAAGAAGGCGACCCCCGAGUUCGACAUGCUCAAGGGCCACGGCUUCCCCACGAAGGUGAUCUUCAACGGGGAAGAGUGCUCUCUCCCGGACUUCUUCCCCGCCAACUGGGGACACAGGACCGCCAUGGUCGACAGAGUCUGGAGCUUGGUCAUUCUCCUGGCCGUGACGUUAAAAAUAUUGCUGGAUCAAUAG
This is a messenger RNA of Spirodela intermedia, 2007 nucleotides long. The record is from the annotation of a GenBank genome assembly. NCBI's taxonomy places the organism in Eukaryota, Viridiplantae, Streptophyta, Magnoliopsida, Alismatales, Araceae.